AUGUCCUCCGCAGAGGUCACCCAGAAGUUUGAAACACUUCAAUUGCACGCCGGUCAUGAGCCAGACUCUGCCACUAACUCCCGCGCUGUCCCCAUCUAUGCUUCGACUUCUUUCACAUUCAAUGACUCCGCCCAUGGCGCCCGGCUCUUCUCUCUUAAGGAACUAGGCAAUGUCUACAGCCGUCUUGGAAACCCCACCGUUGAAGUCUUUGAGAAGCGCAUAGCUGCCCUAGAAGGUGGUUUGGCAGCCGUAGCAGCCUCCUCCGGCCAAUCCGCCCAGUUCAUGGCCAUUGCCGCCCUCGCGAGAGCCGGUGACAAUAUUGUGUCCACUACCAACCUCUACGGCGGCACAUACAACCAGUUCAAGGUCUUCCUGCCACGUAUGGGCAUUACGACCAAAUUCGUCAAAGGCGACGACCCGGCUGAGAUCGCAUCGAAGAUCGAUGACAAGACCAAGUGUGUCUACGUGGAGACUAUUGGGAAUCCGAAAUUUAAUGUUCCAGAUUUUGAAGCCAUUGCGAAAGUUGCGCAUGAGAAGGGGGUCCCGUUAGUGGUCGACAACACGUUUGGAGCCGGCGGCUACUUCUUCCGCCCCAUCGAGCACGGCGCCGAUAUCGUUGUGCACAGCGCUACAAAAUGGAUUGGUGGUCACGGAACCACCAUCGCCGGCGUCGUCAUCGACAGCGGCAAGUUCGACUGGGUCAAGCACGCAGCCCGUUUCCCGCAAUUUGUCGAGCCAUCUGAGGGUUACCAUGGCCUCAAGCUCUGUGAAUCUUUUGGUGCGGGCGCCUUCGGCGCCAGCGUUCGAAUUGACGUCCUCCGUGAUUUGGGCUCUGCCCUGAAUCCCUUCGCGGCACAGCAGUUACUGCUUGGUAUUGAAACGCUGUCACUCCGCUCCGAGAGACAUGCCAGCAAUGCGAUGGCGUUGGCGAAGUGGCUGGAGAAGAAUGAGCAUGUUUCUUGGGUUUCGUACCCGGGGUUGGAGAGUCAUCCGAGCCAUGCAACGGCAAAGAAGUACCUGAAGCGUGGGUUUGGCAGCGUGUUGUCGUUUGGUGUUAAAGGGGGUGCCGACGCGGGUAGCCAGGUUGUUGAUGGCUUCAAGCUCAUUUCGAAUCUUGCUAAUGUCGGUGACUGCAAGACUCUCGCCAUCCACCCAUGGUCGACGACGCAUGAGCAGCUCAGUGAUGAGGAGCGUGCCGCAUCCGGGGUAACGCAGGACGCCAUUCGUAUCUCCGUUGGCACGGAGCAUAUUGACGAUAUCAUUGCGGACUUUGUACAGUCCUUCAAGGCCAGCAGUGUCGUCACUGGCAACAGUACUUAG
Molecule: messenger RNA, 1320 nt
Organism: Paracoccidioides brasiliensis Pb18
Product: O-acetylhomoserine (thiol)-lyase
Exons: 6
Coding region: 1-1320 (439 amino acids)
Biological process (GO): transsulfuration
Molecular function (GO): pyridoxal phosphate binding; transferase activity, transferring alkyl or aryl (other than methyl) groups
Source: RefSeq, a predicted model, not a curated record